Physella acuta is the source of this 2266-nucleotide messenger RNA. RefSeq lists its product as uncharacterized. Gene Ontology annotation, biological process: iron ion transport. Gene Ontology annotation, molecular function: copper ion binding; oxidoreductase activity. Gene Ontology annotation, cellular component: plasma membrane. Lineage: Eukaryota; Metazoa; Mollusca; Gastropoda; Physidae. The record is from RefSeq and is a predicted model, not a curated record.
AAUAACCAACAACUCAUUCGGGCAGUCAGGUUUUCUUAGAAAGUGUACUCUAACUGGAUAUAUUUUUGUAUUCGUAUUGGCGAACAUAUUGGUCGAGCGCUUUGGAUAUGGAAACUCCGUGGAUAGUGGUCUUCGUAGCAUGCCUCACGCAAUAUGCAGCAAGCGAAUGUCUGAUGACAGACGACAGAUGCGAGUUUUGGCUGGUCAUCGAGCAGAAGCUGACCAUGAUGUACGGCAAGGAGCUUGUCUACCCUAAAGACGGUCAGAUAUUCAUCAACCCCACGCUCAAGGUCGAUUCUGAGAAAGUCAUCACCGCUGAUGCCUUUAUGGAUCCUUUACUGGUCAUCACGGCUAAUGGGACGAUGCCCGGCCCUCCCAUAGAGGUGUAUGAGGGCCAGACGAUUACAGUUCACGUGAGGAACGAUUUGAUCAGCGACGCCGUCACGGUCCACUGGCACGGUCUCCACCAGGUGAAGACUCCCUGGAUGGACGGGGUGCCCUUCGUCACACAGCUCCCAAUACUGCCCGGGUCAGAGUUCACGUACAAGUUCAAGGCCAGCCCUAUAGGCACGUUCUGGUACCACUCACACAUGGGGACCCAGCUCUCCUCGGGUCUGUUUGGUGCCUUCAUCAUCAGGGCCAAGGUCGUCACCAGGGACCCGGAGUUUGUUAUGAUACUACAGGACUGGAACCAUUUCAUGGUCGGCGACACCACGUACUUCAAGAUGCAGUUUGGGGUGUACGAAAACAAGCAAAGAAUACCACCCAGUACAUCCUUCGACGGUGGGAAGUUCAGCAUGUUCAGAGUUCAUUCCAUUCUUGUGAACGGGAAGGGUCGAUUCGAUGCUAAAGCACCGUUGGCGGUGUAUGAGGUAGAGCCUUACAAAAGAUACAGGUUUAGGGUGAUCAGUGCUGCCAAUAACUACCCUCUCAUUGUGUCCAUUGACAUACAUCCCUUUGAGGUAGUGGCCAGUGAUGGCUACCCCAUCCGCCCACAACUGGUGGACGCCCUUAUCAUCAACCCUGGGGAACGGUACGACUUUAUCGUACGAACUCUUGCAGACAAUUUAGACAACUACUGGAUCAGGAUCCAGACGCUAGAGAACAACACAGUCACCACAGGCUGGGCUAUUCUUAGAUACAAAGGAGCGACAGAUCGCGACCCAUACACAUCGCCUAGGUUAUGCACGAGAACUGAUAUAUGUAGAGUGCUCAACUGUCCCUUCUCUUACUUCCCCCUACUAGAUUACAAAACUUGCAUCAACUUCGACCAGAUCCAAUCCUUCAGCCUCAACUAUCCACCGGCUAGAGACUCUAAGGAUAAAAUCGAGGAGAUUUUCCUAAACUUCGCUUUCCCGGGGACCGGAGACUACGUUCCUGGGUCCGUCAAUGGUCGCAGGUUUGAGUUUCCCUCUGUGGUCGCACUAGAUGACCCCAAAAAUGUGACCAGCUACUGCAAACCUGACCAGUGUGGAGAGGAGGAGUUGUGUAACUGUACAUACAGCAUCAACCUUAAGCAUAACGCAACCUAUCAACUGAUUUUACUCAACAAAGGAGUAGGAAAGGGCUGGACUCACCCCAUACAUUUACAUGGUCACUCCUUUUACCUCGUCAAAAUGGGAUAUCCUAAGUUCGACGAAAAAACAGGUUUAUUUUUGGGAGAAAACACGGACAUCAACUGUACACGUAACUCCUCACUUGAAAACAGUUUCUGUAACAAGGCAUUUUGGGCUAACUCAUCAUGGGGAGGUAACAAUAUUGAGGGAAUUGAACUGGAUUAUCCCCCAAUAAAGGACACUAUUAUUGUACCAAGCGGAGGGUACGCUGUGAUCCGUAUCAGGGCCGACAACCCCGGCGUGUGGUUCAUGCACUGUCACAUCGAGCUGCACCACGUCAACGGGAUGGCGCUCAUGUUCAACGAAUCGUUUGACCGGGACUAUGGUUCAGUUGCGUCGUCUCUUGGUUUAGAAAGUAUCGUCACUUUGAUGAGUCUGUCCAUUCUGUGGUUCGUCGACUUGCUUUAGGUUGUCCCUACUCCACUUACUAAUUUUACAUAUAUGUAAAAUCAUGCAAUAUCAUACACAUAUGAUGAUGUGCAGUGCGCAUGUGUGGAUUGUAUAACCACCAAAGACACUAAUUUACGCUUAUUACUAGCACACAUGUUAUGUCAAUUACAGCGGAAUGCAUCCACACACAAACACAAACACACACACAAACAUACACUCACACAUAUAUACGUAGUCUACAUUUUAUUUUUAAGCCUUUU